AUGACAGAAACAGCCACUGUUGGCAAUGUCUGUAAUAGGAAACAAACUUUCUUGUGUACAGUUCCCCCUUCAUGGAGAGCAGAGCCUGCUGACACAGAAACCACAGUUGGAAGAACAGUAUCAUUGUCAUGUGCUGCUGAGGGCUACCCUGUCCCUAGAAUACAGUGGAAGAAAGACAGCGGCUCCCAGCCACCUGUGUAUGAAGAGCUUGAUGUUGUGAUGAGCAAUUACAGGUUACUGCGAAAUGGUAGUCUUGUGAUAUAUAAUACCCAGGCAAGCAACAAAGGAUUUUACUUAUGCCAAGCUACAAACGGCAUUGGUGUUGGACUUAGCAAACUAGUCUUCCUCACUGUCCAUGUACCAGCAAGAUUUAGUAUGGCACACCAGAAUGUGACAGCUUUGAAAGGUGACACAGCAGUUCUUGAUUGCACAGCUGAAGGAGAUAAGCCAGUUUCAAUUACCUGGUUUAGUAAUGGGCACCAGUUUGACAGAAAACUAUACUCACAUAUCAUAUUGAAGGAAGAGGAAUCAGAAAAUGGAACAUCUUCAAAACUGAUUGUCCACGAUCUUCAAAGGAAAGAUACUACUACUUUUGAAUGUGUGGCUUCAAACGAGUAUGGAAGUGACCGGCUGGAAGUAAAAUUGAUAGUACAAGAGCCACCAGAACCACCAAUAAAUGCCCAUGUAAAUAAUUUUACCAGUCGCUCACUAAAACUGAGUUGGAAAGAGCCAUAUGAUGGAAACAGUGCCAUUACAUCAUACAUCAUCCAGUAUAAAAAUAUGUCAGUGCCAUGGAGCCUCGACGUACCGCAGAUAGAGGUGGAUGGACUCCAGCAAGUAGCCUCGUUGAGUGACCUCAUGCCAGCACAUGUAUAUAACAUAAGAGUUCUCGCUGUAAAUGAUGUUGGGGCAUCUAACUACAGUAAUAUUCUCACAGUAACGACAAAGGAGGAAGUUCCUGAGGCCCCACCAAGAGAUGUCAGAGUUAAAAUGAAAGAUUCAGAGACUCUGCUUGUAAGUUGGAAGCCUCCAGACAAGCAUCUUCAGCAUGGGGAAAUUAUGGGAUAUUACAUUGGAUACAGACUAGCAAAUUCAAGUGAACCAUUUCAUUACAAGACGUUUGAAGUGAUCCCAGGUAUAGAGCUGCAGAAUACACUAACCAAUCUUCAGAAGUUUACCGAGUACACUAUUCUAGUGCAAGCAUAUAACAGAGUAGGGGCAGGUCCUCGGAGUAAGGAAGUAGUGGCAACCACAGAUGAGGAUGUUCCCGAUGCAGCACCUCUUGAUGUACAAUGUACAGCACUUACUUCACAAAGUAUCUUGGUUAUGUGGUCCUCUCCACCAGCCACAGAAAUAAAUGGAAUUUUGAAAGGCUAUAAGGUCGUUUACCGUUCAUUAGCAGACUGGAAUGAAAUAUCACCCCCUACAGAACAAGUCACACAAGAUCAGAAGUUUACACUCAGAAACUUGGAAAGUUUCUGCAACUACAGUAUAGAAGUAAGAGCAUACACAGCCAAAGGUGAUGGUGUGUCCAGCCAACCGAUCUUCUGUAGAACACAGGAGGAUGUUCCAGGAGCACCAGCUGACAUAAAAGCUCUUGUAAUGGAUUCUAAGACUGUGUUGAUUUCUUGGAAGCCACCGCUGCAUCCGAAUGGAAGAAUACGAAAAUAUAAGGUUUAUGUCCGAUCAUUUGAUGGUUUUAGUCUGGACAAGGAUCAAUUUGACAUUCCUGCGGAGCAAACAUAUUACACAAUAUCUCACCUGGAGCUGCAUCAUCGAUACGAAUUUUGGGUAACAGCAUCCACAUUGGUUGGUGAAGGAGCAGCUUCUAGACGUGUCGUACAAGUACCAGCAAGCCAUGUACCUGCUCGUGUGGCCUCCUUCGGUAACCAUAUCACUGUAGCAUUGCAAGAAGAUUUACAGUUGCACUGCAUUGUUGUCGGACAGCCAAGUCCAAAAAGAAUAUGGACAAAGAAUGGGAAAGCUGUAACAGAGGACUCCCACGUAAAAAUUAAUGAUGAGUACUCACUGUUUGUUAGCUCAGUACAAACAAUGGACUCUGGGAACUACACAUGCUCAGCCGAAAACAUGUUUGGGAAGGAUGAAAUAACAUACUCGGUAAAAGUUCAGGUUCUUUCAUCACCAGUGGCAUUACAUGUUUCAUCGACAACUGUUUCGAGUAUAACACUGCAGUGGCAGUCACCUUCUGCACAUGUGAACCUCAUCCAAGGUUAUUACUUGUAUUUCAAGCGAGAAUUCGGUGAAUGGGAGAAAGUGAGGAUUCUGUCUAACUGCUCAAGUUACACUCUUAACAAUCUGCAGUGUGGCACCAAGUACCACUUUUACAUGCAGGCCUUCAAUCAAUUGGGUCAGAGCACACCUACAUUAACAGUCACAACUCGCACACAAGGCUCAGCUCCUGUUUCACCUAGAAACACUGACUUAAUACGAGUAAAUUCUACUUCCAUUUUGCUGAACUUAACAUCAUGGAAUGAUGGUGGAUGUCCAAUAACAUCUGUUGUGGUGGAGUACAAGCUGAAGAAAGGAUUUUCGUGGACUCUUGUAUCAAAUAACAUUAAAAUAGAACAAACUGAAUUCAUGGUAUUGGAUCUUGAACCAGAAACCUGGUAUGCUUUGCGCGUCACUGCUCACAACAGUGCUGGCUCUACUAUUGCCAACUAUAAUUUUGUCACUCUGACACACACAGGAGCUACAAUUGCUCCUGACUUAAUAGUGUAUUCAAAUUAUGGAAGUCAACGGUUUUUUGGUGAUACGACCCUAAUAGCAUUUAUUGUUGCUGGAACUACACUACUCGUUGUGGCUAUUCUGGGACUCUUGAUUUAUCUGAAGAAAUGCCAGGAGAUCUUCUCUUCACACAAAUGUGACGAGAAAACGUCAGAAACAGGAAAAAUAGAAGAUUUGGAUCGGGGAGCAGUUCCUAUGAAAUAUGACAACAUUGAAAGUGGCAUUGCCUCAGCAAAUCUCCAAGAAGCAGUCUAUAUUGCCACUCCAAUGCGUGUUUCUCUGGGACAGAGACAAGAUAUCAGUCCUUACGCAACAUUCCGUGUCCCUGUUCUGGGAGAUGCAGAUCAUUUGGAUGCUAUAGACAAUGUUGAAUCACACAGGACUUCCAGCUGCCUCCAGUACAGUGAAAAGCCGCAUCAUUCAUCAACAUUUGGAAGCUGUCCUGAAUCACCAUAUCCAAAGAUACACAAGAAACCUCAUUAUGAGAAUGAAACAUGUGAUUGGAUUCCAUUACACAACCUGUAUCAGGCUCACAGGUAUUGACUUCCAGAAGCUUAUGUGUACAAAGCUGAAUCCACAGUUACUUGGAAAAUUAUUUGCAGGAUUGUAACCAGUUGAAGAACAAUGUUAAAAGAACAUUUUUAAUGAACUUUACAACUUA
Molecule: messenger RNA, 3406 nt
Organism: Schistocerca serialis cubense
Lineage: Eukaryota; Metazoa; Arthropoda; Insecta; Orthoptera; Acrididae
Product: Down syndrome cell adhesion molecule-like protein Dscam2
Exons: 17
Coding region: 1-3288 (1095 amino acids)
Biological process (GO): axon guidance; cell-cell adhesion
Cellular component (GO): axon; plasma membrane
Molecular function (GO): protein binding
Source: RefSeq, a predicted model, not a curated record